AUGGAUUCCAUCGAAGCGACCCUAUUUCGAGGGAUGAUCCCGGUGAUUCCCGAUAUUAUGAUCCUUGACUAUGAUGGAAGCGAAAACACAACAGAAUGCCUGUGCUCUGAUAUUCAGAGAGAGGAUUAUUCGCCCCUAUUUGAAUGGGCCAACUAUAUAACCAUUAUUCUGGCUCUACCAGUUCUUUCCAUAUUUGGAGUAAUCACGAAUUGUAUUAAUGUGUUUCUAUACACUAGGAAAAGGCUUCAAAACUCUGCAAACACCUAUUUAUUAUUUCUGGCUUGCAGUGAUUUCAUGGUGAUUGUAACCGGAUUAUUCAUCUUUUGGAUUGAUUCUGCACGAUCAUAUAUCCCCGAGCUCACUCACGCUCCAUAUACUACCGUAUACACAUUACCAUUUGGUUACAUGGCUCAAACCUGCAGUAUUUAUUUUACUGUGGCAGCCGCUGUAGAUUGUUUCGUAAAUGUUUGCUGGUCGGCCCAUGCCGGCCACUAUUGUACGGUUCGGCGUGCCAAACAGAUCUGCAUAUCGAUUGUGAUUGUUUCAAUAAUGUACAAUUCACUGAGAUUUCCGCAAUUCAACUUGCGCAAAUGUUUCAACGACAUCACAAAGGAGGAAGUAAUUGAAAUCUGUCCGACGUCCCUCUUUGUUACAAUUAAUUCGGUAUAUAAUAUUUACAUGUACAUGGUUUUAAUGACACUUUUGCCAUUCUUCUUUCUGUUGUGCAUUAACGCAAUUAUUGUGAAGCGGCAAUCAGCUCAAAAAUCUGAUGAAAAUGCUCCAAAAGCUCAAGGAAAUUCGGAUGACACAAUCACAAUGAUUAUGGUCGUUAUUCUGUUCUUAGCUUGCAACACACUGGCGCUUCUGGUUAAUAUUAUCGAGAAUUUCACGGAACCCUCGCCGAUUCUCCUCAAUUUUCUAACGGAUACUAGCAAUUUCCUGGUGGUCCUUAAUUCAUCUGUCAACUGCAUUAUUUACUUUGUGUUCAACGCUGAUUAUCGAGAAAUGUUCAUUGUAUAUUUCAAGCGAAUCCAUCGAGCUAUCAUGGAAGAGUAUUGCUGCUGUUUGAAAGUGAAUACUCGAAGAUACUCAUCCUAUCAACCAGUUUCAACUCGUUUGGUUCUUGAUAAAACUCGAAAUGGCAAUAGCAGCACUAAAUUGAUCAUUCCGAAUCUCGAAAUUAAUCGCAGUGAGCAGCCCAGCUUUGAAGAAUCCGAAACAGUUUCGUCGCCUAUCUGGCAACCACUGACUACAAGAGAUUUGCCAAAUGUCGAUUGGCCGAACACAUUUGAUCCACCAAACAUCGAAGAUGACAUUGAUUCGGGAUGGGAUGACGCGAGCCAGCUCUCAACUAGGAACGGGACCCGUCGAUGGAUUGCAGAGGUUAACAUAGUCGAUUGCGAGCAGCGCGGACAUCGACCGCAUAUUGUGGUCCGUCCACUCGCCACACUCCCCAACAAUGAUACCAUUUCAAUAACCGCUUUGUAA
Caenorhabditis bovis is the source of this 1488-nucleotide messenger RNA. The record is from the annotation of a GenBank genome assembly. Lineage: Eukaryota; Metazoa; Nematoda; Chromadorea; Rhabditida; Rhabditidae.